Molecule: messenger RNA, 960 nt
Organism: Volvox carteri f. nagariensis
Lineage: Eukaryota; Viridiplantae; Chlorophyta; Chlorophyceae; Chlamydomonadales; Volvocaceae
Exons: 4
Coding region: 1-960 (319 amino acids)
Source: RefSeq, a predicted model, not a curated record
AUGCCUCCAAAACUUGUCCAAAGCGAAAUUUGCUCAAGGUUGGCCAAAUUUGACGUCCGAAUUAAGGUUCGAUCGCAAUAUACGAACAAGGCGCAGUUCCCUCCACAGCAAGCCGGCCCCAAGGCCAAAGCCCCAAACACUUCCUUUUCAACAGUACCGACGGACACUGGCUACUUUGUCGCUGGCGUUAUCCGAGGCCACUCUGCAAUCGGCAUCGUAAGCAUCAACAACGCAGUGCUUGACCUACUAGCUGCACACCAAGCGGGCCCCACCAAAUUCGCCACAAAAAUUGCCUGCAUCUCAGAGCAGGCAACCGCCGCGUAUGAUAUGGAAGUAGCGAUGAUGGCCAUGCCCACGCCUUACGUCCAACUCUGGAAACAGGCAGCGCAGCAGCGGCAACCACUCUAUUCAAUAAACGGCCGAAUCACACAAAAAGACAAGUGGCAGCCAGUCGUAUGGCUCGGUGGAGUCUUGGUUACAGCGGCAUAUCCCAGCAAGGUCGUACGUCGAUGGGUAGACCUGGCGUCGGCAGCAAUCGACGAUCAGCAACUGCCGCAAUCAGUAACUACAACAGCCAGCACAGGCCCAUCUACCUACACCCAUCCCGUAUUGGCAUGGGAACGCCGGAAUGCUACAGCCGUGGUACUACCUGCCGACGGUACACACAAAGACAUGCGACUACAACCUAACCUGAUGUUAGAAGUUAGUGUAGACCAACAGCCGGUAAUCCCCCUCGUAUUGCAUCGAGGGGACAAUACCGCCACGUAUCCAGUCUGUGCGUCCGAAUUAGCCGUACUACAGCAACUACCAGGUUUCCAGGACUUCUUCGCGGACCAGGACUUCGCGACGACGGAGAGUCGACAACAAUACGUCACAGAAGAACAGUGGACGCUCCACUGCGACGUAAAGACGACAACACACGGACGCACCACCUUCGUGACGGACAUCCGCCCCAUCUGA